UAAUUUAGUAGUACAGAGUAUAGACAAAGAAGUUACAAGAAAAGUGACGAAUGGCUAAUUGGUAGAAGACAGUCUUUUACUCUUUGGUGGUAAAAGAAACAAAUUUGAAGACGGGUAAACAAAGCCGGUCCUGAUGAUAAUUCAGGUUCCAACCAAAAACUUUUAAAACUAAUAACAAGCCCAUCCAGAGCCGUUUAAGCGGGUAGUAAUAGCUGUUGCAAUAAAAGCUUUCUGCAAAUCUUCAAACACUAAAAGAAAUAGUUCAAUUUAAGCAUCGUUAUUAAUUUUAACCGGAGCAAACCGAUUGGUGAAAUUGGAUCAAACCGUCUCGAACCGGUGACCCUAAAAUAGACUGCUUCUUGGGUAUUUCGGAGCUCCUGCAACGUUUCUUCUCAUCGAUUUUGACCGGAAGCUCCAUGAAUCAAACAAGACUUUCUUUUUCUCUCGGGGAGGAUCAAAUGGCAAAAGUAAUUCCGUCACUAUAGCAAGCAAAGAAUAAAGGGUAAAGGUGUAAACUUUGCUUCUCUCCUUCAAAGUCCACGCGAUUCUCACUGCCAGCCUCUGUGAAAUUUCCAGACUUUCUCGCAUUUUCCCUCGUAUCAGCCGUCAAUUUCAAGUCUGAGUAAUCUUGUGAAGAAUCGAUGACAGAGAUAUUUAGCGACACCGGGUUCAGACAGUUAACUCAAAUGUUCCUGGCGAUAAUCUUCUUCCACACAUCGGAAUACAUUCUCGCCAUUGCCAUUCACGGAGCAUCGAAAGUAACUUUAAGCUCACUCUUAAUCAGCAAACACUAUGCUUUAGCAAUGCUAAUCUCGGUACUCGAGUAUAUAACCGAGAUUGUUUUCUUCCCGAGGCUGAAACAACACUGGUGGAUCAGCAAUUUCGGUCUUAUAAUGAUCAUACUUGGAGAAAUCAUCCGAAAAAUCGCGAUAAUCACAGCAGGUAGAUCGUUCACACACCUUAUAAAGAUUCGCCGGGAGGAGCAUCAUAGGCUUGUGACGGAAGGAGUGUAUCAAAUCAUGAGGCAUCCGAGUUACUCCGGGUUUCUUGUUUGGUCUGUGGGAACCCAAGUAAUGCUGUGUAAUCCAAUUUCAGCCGUUGCGUUUGCGGUUGUGGUGUGGCGGUUCUUUGCAGAGAGAAUACCUUAUGAGGAGCAUUACUUGAAGCAAUUUUUUGGGAGACAGUAUGUGGAGUAUGCGCAGAGGGUUCCUUCUGGUGUUCCUUUUGUAAACUGAUCCUUUGAUCAAUUGUGAACAUAUACGAGAAUGGUUCAAUUAUUUUUUACAUAGAAAGUUAUGAAAGAGAUAUUGUUACUCAUG
Messenger RNA from Arabidopsis lyrata subsp. lyrata, 1319 nucleotides. Its product is annotated as protein-S-isoprenylcysteine O-methyltransferase B. Gene Ontology annotation, cellular component: membrane; endoplasmic reticulum. The coding region runs from base 642 to 1235 and encodes 197 amino acids. Gene Ontology annotation, molecular function: protein C-terminal S-isoprenylcysteine carboxyl O-methyltransferase activity. The record is from RefSeq and is a predicted model, not a curated record. The transcript has 2 exons. Gene Ontology annotation, biological process: C-terminal protein methylation. NCBI's taxonomy places the organism in Eukaryota, Viridiplantae, Streptophyta, Magnoliopsida, Brassicales, Brassicaceae.